Messenger RNA from Lonchura striata (white-rumped munia), 1477 nucleotides. RefSeq names its product ribosomal protein S6 kinase B2 (gene RPS6KB2). The record is from RefSeq and is a predicted model, not a curated record. Gene Ontology annotation, biological process: protein phosphorylation; signal transduction. Gene Ontology annotation, molecular function: protein serine/threonine kinase activity; ATP binding. NCBI's taxonomy places the organism in Eukaryota, Metazoa, Chordata, Aves, Passeriformes, Estrildidae.
UGGGGGCGUGGCCAUCGGGGCGGGUCCCCGGGGGUCCCGGCGCGGCGCCGUCAUGGCGGGGGUGUUCGACAUCGACCUGGAGACCGAGGAGGGCAGCGACGGGGACGAGCCCGAGCUGGGCGCCGAGAUGGAGCUGGAGCCCCGGGGAAACGGCCUGGAGCCGGUGGGACACUAUGAAGAGAUCGAGAUUUCCGAGAGCAGCGUCAACAAUGGCCCCGAGCACAUCGGCCCGCACUGCUUCGAGCUGCUCCGCGUCCUGGGCAAGGGUGGCUACGGCAAGGUGUUCCAGGUGCGCAAAGUGCAGGGCACCAACACGGGAAAGAUCUUCGCCAUGAAGGUCCUGAAGAAGGCCAAGAUCGCCUGCAACGCCAAGGACACGGCGCACACCCGGGCAGAGAGGAACAUCCUGGAGGCCGUCAAGCACCCCUUCAUCGUCGACCUCAUCUACGCCUUCCAGACGGGCGGCAAGCUCUACCUCAUCCUGGAGUGCCUCAGCGGUGGAGAGCUCUUCAUGCAGCUGGAGCGGGAAGGGAUCUUCCUGGAGGACACUGCCUGUUUCUACCUGAGUGAGAUCACGCUGGCGCUGGGUCACCUGCAUUCCCACGGGAUCAUCUACCGGGAUCUUAAGCCGGAGAAUAUCAUGCUCAACAGCCAAGGUCACAUCAAGCUGACGGACUUCGGGCUGUGCAAGGAGUCCAUCCACGACGGAGCCGUCACCCACACCUUCUGCGGCACCAUCGAGUACAUGGCCCCCGAGAUCCUGGUGCGGAGUGGGCACAACCGGGCGGUGGACUGGUGGAGCCUGGGCGCCCUGAUGUACGACAUGCUCACCGGAUCGCCGCCGUUCACCGCCGAGAACCGCAAGAAGACCAUCGACAAGAUCCUCAAGGGGAAGCUGGUGCUGCCGCCCUACCUGACACCCGACGCUCGUGACCUCCUCAAAAAGUUCCUCAAGCGGAACCCCAGCCAGCGGGUUGGGGGCGGCCCCGGUGACGCGGCUGAUGUGCAGAAACAGCCUUUCUUCCGCCACAUCAACUGGGAGGACCUGCUGGCGCGCAGGCUGGACCCCCCCUUCAAACCCUGCCUGCAGUCAGAGGAGGACGUGAGCCAGUUCGACACCCGCUUCACCCGCCAGACCCCCGUGGACAGCCCCGACGACGCCGCCAUCAGUGAGAGCGCCAACCAGGCCUUCCUGGGCUUCACCUACGUGGCCCCCUCGGUGCUGGAGAGCAUCAAGGAAGGGUUCUCCUUCCAGCCCAAGGUGCGCUCCCCCCGCCGCCUCAACAGCAGCCCCCGCACCCCCGUCAGCCCUGUGAAGUUCUCCCCCUUCGAGGCAUUCAAGCCGGUGGCCCCAGGCGACCCCAUGGAGCUGGGACCCCCCCAGGCCCCCCCACCCGAGGGCACGGCCCCACUGCCCAUCAAACCCUCGGGGGGGGCCAAGAAGCAGAAGGGGGGCCGGGGGCGGGUGCCCAGGUAG